Messenger RNA from Ceutorhynchus assimilis (cabbage seed weevil), 2622 nucleotides. The record is from the annotation of a GenBank genome assembly. NCBI's taxonomy places the organism in Eukaryota, Metazoa, Arthropoda, Insecta, Coleoptera, Curculionidae.
AUGGAUGUGCAGGUUACAAUCAAGCCCCUUUUCUCCGAUUCCGAAGAGGAAAUUUGUACGUAUAAUCGCAAUAACAAUAAAAUAACUAAGCCUUUUGUUACAGCUCCAUCCCUGACCAACGGGUCGUUGAAAGAAGAGGAGCUCAACGCAAAUGCAGAUUGUUUCAUCAAAUGUCCGCAGUGCCAGAAAGGAUGCCAGAGUAUCCAAGCUCUAAAAGAGCAUAUGGAUAUAGCUCAUCAAGAUUUGACAGCUAUUUCAGAAAAUAAUUUUUCUGUGGCCAGUGCCGUUUCGCCGUCUCCGUUGGGAUCUGCUGGAGGACGUUAUGGUUGUUCUCAGUGCAAUUCAUCGUUCAAUACCAAAGAACAACUAGAAAAACAUGAAUUAUUGCAUUCGCCCAAUGCUCAAGUGUCAUGCAAGAUCUGCAACAAAACCUUCGCCAACGUCUACCGAUUACAAAGACACAUGAUUAGUCAUGACGAGAGUGCAGUCCUGCGAAAAUUCAAAUGUACGGAAUGUGAUAAGGCUUUCAAGUUCAAGCAUCACCUUAAAGAACACAUACGAAUCCACAGCGGUGAAAAACCAUUCGAAUGCGGCAACUGUGGCAAACGUUUUUCCCAUUCCGGAUCCUAUUCGAGUCACAUGACUUCGAAAAAAUGCCUAGUAAUGAACCUCAAACUGGGCAGGACACGAGCAGGCAUCACCAAUCCCCUACUAGACAAAAACGUGCCGCAAAAUCUGAAAACCAAGCGACCCUCUGUUAGUCCCAUCAACAAUAACAUCAAUAGUAGUCCUAAUCACAAUUCCCCUUACAUGCCCAUCUUGCCUAAAUAUCCUGAAGCCGCCGCAGCCUUGUUUCAGUCGCAGCUAGCAGCUGGAACCUCUUCUCUGGCCCCGUUCUACUUAAGCCAGCAUAAUUUGCUCAAUACGGCAAAUCAUAUGGCGCCUUAUUCUUUGGGACAAUUGCUCGAGCAACUUCAGGCUCACCAACAGCACCAGCAACAACAACUUAGUCCCCUUAGAAACUCAUUGAUGGACACCACAGAAGACUAUACGAGGCAUCAAGAAGAUAAAAUCAGCGUGACUGCCUCUGAAACUAAUCAUACUGCUGAAGAUAUUGACGAAAUGUCGAAAUCAAAUAUGUCGGAAUGUGAAUUGGUGAUGGACGAAGAUGGUGAUAAUCAAAACAACGAAAUAGUUAAUGUUGAAGAAGAAGAAAAAACAAAUUAUGUUCAUUUCAAAGAAGAGCCUAUGGAAAAAUUUGAAUCGUUACCAGAAACACUCAAUAAAGAUUCUCGAUCGGCAACACAUUCCCCUUUAACAGAACCCCAGUCAGGUAAUGAAGACACUGAUUGUAACAACAAAGACAAUCGAAGUGAAGGUUUAGCAGCCAAACUUGAAGCCGCUCUAACUCCUCGAUCCGAAAAUGGCUCCAACGAAAACAUGAGCGGAGCAGAAGAUUUGGAAAGCAACAGCUAUCAUGUACAAGACGAAAUGGAUUCAGAAAACUACGCCACCACUGAUCAUGUGAACGAGGAUGGAAGAAAAGUUCGCGUGCGCUCAUUGAUAAGCGAAGACCAAUUGAGGUUACUCAAAAAUAAAUACAAAGAGAAUCCAAGACCAAAAAGAGAAGAUUUAGAAAAGAUUGCGGCUAGUAUUGGUUUUCCUGUUCGAGUGGUGCAAGUUUGGUUCCAAAAUACCAGAGCCAGAGAUAGAAGAGAAGGACGUUUGAUCCAAGUUCCUUAUAAUCCAGCUGUAACAACACCAGGACCCAGAUAUUCUGUGCCUUCUACUCCACAACUUUUGCCAAAUACUUCACCACAAUACAGUACGUCAAUGUCAGAACAACCGCUAGAUUUAUCUAUUAAAAAAGAUCCAAGCACAUCUCAUUCCAAUAAAACUUCACCGUGUUCAUCACCAGUGCGAUCUCGUUCUGUUGGCCAUUCCGAAUCUCACGAUGAAGUUGUGAAUUUGAGUCACAAAUCAUCAAGAAGUCCAAUACCUUCUUACCUGUCAUACCCAAUCCAUUUUCAAGGCUCAAACUCGUCCGCUGAUGCCAUCCGGCAAUCACCUUCACCCUUGGAGAGCAAUAGCAGUCGUUUAGCUCAAAUAUUAGCUCAGCCAGCUCACAAAUUAGCUUCUAUGGGAAUUCCUAUGGAUCAGUUUUUACAAUUCGGUGGUCACGACAUUUCUGGCCUCACUCAAUUGAUUAACAGUAGAAUGUCGAGCAGUUUGAGUCCAAAUUCCAGCCACGACGGACAAGACGAAGAAAGUAUGAUGCAGAAAAGAGCUAAAGUGCAAUAUUUAUUGAAGAAUAUGGGAAGUCCUAUGAUGCAAGAACCAGAAAUUGAAGGCCAGUUUCAGUGCGAUCAAUGUGAUAAGGCUUUCGCGAAGCAAAGCUCACUAGCGAGACACAAGUACGAACAUUCUGGUCAACGUCCACAUAAAUGCGAUGAAUGUCCAAAAGCCUUCAAGCACAAGCACCACUUGACCGAACACAAGAGAUUACAUUCAGGAGAAAAGCCAUUUCAAUGCAGCAAAUGUCUGAAAAGGUUUUCGCAUUCCGGUUCCUACAGCCAGCACAUGAACCAUCGGUACUCCUAUUGUAAACCUUACAGAGAGUAA